Ficedula albicollis (Collared flycatcher) is the source of this 1188-nucleotide messenger RNA. RefSeq names its product WD repeat containing, antisense to TP73 (gene WRAP73). Gene Ontology annotation, biological process: microtubule anchoring at mitotic spindle pole body; protein localization to mitotic spindle pole body; mitotic sister chromatid segregation. Gene Ontology annotation, molecular function: protein binding. The transcript is spliced from 10 exons. NCBI's taxonomy places the organism in Eukaryota, Metazoa, Chordata, Aves, Passeriformes, Muscicapidae. The record is from RefSeq and is a predicted model, not a curated record. Gene Ontology annotation, cellular component: mitotic spindle; microtubule organizing center; MWP complex. Bases 1 to 1188 code for a protein of 395 amino acids.
AUGAGCAGAGGUUUGGAUGAGCUGAUGCUUCCUGCUCUGUCUGGUUGCUCCCUGCCCCAGGUCUGGUCCCUGGAGCAGCCGGACUGGCACUGUAAGAUCGACGAGGGCUCCGCGGGAUUGGUGGCUUCAUGCUGGAGUCCGGACGGGCGUCACAUCCUCAACACCACCGAGUUCCAUCUGCGAAUCACGGUGUGGUCCUUGUGCACCAAGUCUGUGUCUUACAUCAAGUACCCCAAAGCAUGCCAGCAAGGGAUGGCUUUCACCAAGGACGGGCGCUACAUGGCCGUGGCGGAGCGGCGCGACUGCAAGGAUUUCAUCAGCAUCUUCGUCUGCAACAACUGGCAGCUCCUCAGGCAUUUUGACACUGAAACCCAGGAUCUGUUUGGGAUUGAGUGGGCUCCCAAUGGCUGUGUGCUGGCAGCAUGGGACACGUGCCUGGAGUACAAGGUCCUGCUGUACUCCCUGGACGGGCGGCUGCUCUCCUCCUACCGCGCCUACGAGUGGCCCCUGGGCGUCAAAGGCAUCGCCUGGAGUCCCAGCAGCCAGUUCCUGGCCAUUGGCAGCUUUGAUGAAAAGGUGCGUAUCCUGAACCACGUGACGUGGAAGAAGAUCACGGAGUUUGACCAUCCAGCAACCAUUUCCAGCAAAAAGACUAUUGUGUAUAAAGAAGUGGAGAAAUCCCCAACUGUUGACACAGAAAGACUUACUUUCCCUCCAACAAGAGCAUUGGCUAGUUCUCUCUUCAGCACACAGAGUAAAUAUGACAUUUCCCAGGUGCCAGUUUCUUUACAGUACAUCAAACCAGUUGCUGACAGGGCAAAUCCCAAAGUAGGAGUUGGGAUGUUGGCCUUCAGUGCAGAUAACUGUUUCCUGGCAACCAAAAAUGACAACAUUCCCAACGCUGUGUGGAUCUGGGACAUCCGGAAGCUGAAGCUGUCGGUGGUGCUGGAGCAGCUGUGCACCAUCCAGGCCUUCCAGUGGGACCCCUGCCAGCCCCGCCUGGCUGUGUGCACAGGCAGCAGCAGAGUCUACCUGUGGUCCCCAGCUGGCUGUGUGGUCGUGCAGGUGCCUGGGGAAGGUGACUUCCAGAUCACAUCUAUCUCCUGGCAUUGCAGUGGGGACUCCAUGCUGCUCCUGAGUAAGGAGAACUUCUGUGUGUGUUACUUGGAAAGAGAAGAGGUAAAAUAA